UUUUUUUUUUUGGUUUUUUUUUGUUGCUGGUUUUUUAGUUGUCUGGCAAUAUGAAUUUCAACUUUAAUGCACCCAUUUACCGUAUGCCAAUGCUGGCAAUUGAGUCCCAGCAGCAAUCGAUGUACCAGCAGAGCACCUACUUGGAUCAGUCCCAAACGGCCGUCGUUGUGCAGCAGUCGCAUAUGUCCCAAAGCUCCUGGUCGAUGUCUAUGCCUUCGUCACUCCAGGUGCAUCACCCACAGAUGGUGCCAAACAGUCUGUAUUUCAGUGCCCAAUGGCAACCAACACGUCCGCAACGCGCACCGAUGCACGGUCGCUUCACCUAUAUGCCGAACCGGGCAAGUAACCAAAAUUAUGCAGCUGGUUCGGCCGAUGGACAAACAUCAUAUAUGCAACAAUCGCGUGGCGGCUUCUAUAUGCCACGGCAGCAACAACAACGAGCCCAUGGUGGUGGCGGUGGAUCACAGCGUCCAGCGAAGCAGCUAACCCGGAAUACGACAACCCAAACGUAUUCGAUUGUCAAACGUUGUCGCGAUGCAGCCAUCCAAACCGAUGUCAUCGAGGAGGCGACGCCUUUAGGCAAAUACAAGCAUCAGGCAACGAAUACGGAUGAAGUCAAACGAGAAUCGAGCAACUUUUCGAAUACGUUUGAGAGCACUAGUUUGCCGGCCGUACAGCAGAGCGGUCGUCGCAAUUCGGAGAUAGUAUUGCCGCAGCAGCGAUUGAAGGAUCUAACACACAUCUCGCUGAUGGGCAGCGAUAUUGCCGAACGACUGUCGAUGACGCAUUGCCAGCGUCCUUGCUUCAAGAAGAUCGACACACUGUGCGCCCGCCUCAAACAGGAUCUGUUGCGUCCGGAUGGUGUACUGCCCAAUAUUAAUUCACAGGGCAUCGCUUGGGCCGUUAAGGAUUUCAUUUUCGUUUUCACACGCAUCGUUAACUGUUGGAUUAUACUCAAGGGUUAUAUUUAUAAUACUCCACCGGGUCUGGAUAAAAUCAAGGAUGAACUACCGAUCGGUUUUAUGACUGCCUUCGAUUUAUGGCAGAUUUGCACAUUGACAUUUGCCGGUUUUCUCAUCCGGUCGUUUGUCAACCUCAACACCAUGCUGCAGAAGCAGAAGAACAGUUUCUGCAACAACAACAAAAACAACACAAACAACAAUAGCACCAGCAAUGAGAACAGCAGCGAAUCGAAUUUGGGUAAUAAAACCCAUAAUGGGUCAGGUGCAUCCCAAGUGGGACUCGGCGCCUCCAGCACACCCCACAAAAAUGCCCAGAAGACGACGACAGAGUCAUUGGUUGGGGAACCAGAACGAACAGCAACGGAUGGCAUACCCAAAGCUAACAAUGAUCUGAAGUAUAUGUACACCAUGGUCAAGGACUCGGAGGAGGCGCAACGUUGUGUGAACGCAAAUGGGACAUAUCUCAAGACUGGCACCUAUACGCCCCUCAAGAAGGAUGACACUCUAAUGAAACAUCAGUCAGUGAUGACGCCAAUCUCCAUAGCAAAAAUAUUGCCCAAUGCCACCACAAAAAGCAAUAGCAUUCAACUGACAACCAAUCCAAAAUGCGCUCCACAACCGAUGGAAUCGAAAUUGACCACACAAGCUAGCCAGAACAAUGUUAUACCCUGUCUGAUUCAUUCCGUGAACAUAUCGCCCAGAGAGAUGGGUCUCAUGUUGUACAGACUGAGCGGGCAUAUUAUGAAGCUGACGACUAUCGACAAAUUCUUCAAUAAGCAAUUCACAUUGAACUAUUUUCGGGAUUUCUACGAGCGUUGCCAGCAUCAGUUUACUGAGGUGCGCAUCAUAAUCCUGAAGUGUGAGGGUGGCGCCUAUAAUCAUAUCAAUCAGGCCAUACACGAUUUGAGACGCAUCGUUUAUGUGGUUAGCAAAGAUCUAAAGGAUCAUACCAACAUGGAGUUGCGUCUUUAUACGGCUCUCUAUGAGCGCUCCAUCAUCAAUAUGCUGGCCAAGCCGCCCUUUCGAUCCCAUCAGUUUGUGCACAUUACUGGCAAGCCCGGCGAGCAGCUUUACAUUUAGAUAUAUUUAGACACAUUCUUUUUUUUUUGAUUAACUUAUUGAACGUGUUAAGCAAAGCACAGCAAUACUCAUUACUUCCACACAAGACAAAUUACAAAUAUCUAUUAGUUUUUUUUUAUUAGUUUAUUAAGCAAGCUAAAAGUGACAUAAAUAUAGCUUGCUUCUUGACAAUAAUUAUCGUUGGAUAGUUGAUCAAAGUCAUGUCUUAAAGCAACUCAGCUGUUUAUCGUUCCACAAUCCUGUUGAACUUACUCUAGUAUUUUCUCAAUUUCUUUUUUUUUUCAAAACUUUAUAAUAAAUUAUUUGUUAUGGUUCGUAAUACAAUUUCCACAAAUAUAUCCUGCUUGUUGUUCGACAAUUGAGAUACUGUGUAGUUUCAACAGUUUGCGACAUUAAAACAAUUAUGUAACCCUAAAAGUUGUUAAGCCUACAAAAACAAAAAAAAAAUUGAGAAAAAAAAUAGUAAAAUUAAUAUUGUGUCUGCUCGAUUUGUCGCAUAUAAAAUCGUGUAUUAUAUUUUUUUUUUGGACAUAUAAACAUAAAAACUAACAACUAAAUAUACACAUUAACGAUUGUAAAGCAAUAAAUACGCCAGAUGCAAAAUCCAU
Drosophila grimshawi is the source of this 2650-nucleotide messenger RNA. It is a transcript of the gene mtsh, whose product is annotated as protein mitoshell. Bases 51 to 2042 code for a protein of 663 amino acids. The record is from RefSeq and is a predicted model, not a curated record. The transcript is spliced from 5 exons. Lineage: Eukaryota; Metazoa; Arthropoda; Insecta; Diptera; Drosophilidae.